UAUCUGUUUUAAUUUUUUAUUUUCAAAUUGUUUUAUUUUCUCUCUCUAUCUCUAAACUUAUCUUCCAUUCCUGUAAGUCUAACUCACAGUAUUUCUGAUACAAACUCUUAGUCUACACUCUCUACUUUCACUUCCCCAUUCCUUUGAGGUCUCAACUGUCAACUUUUUUUUUUAUUUAAUUUCUCUAGAAAUAUAUAUAUAUAUAUAUAUAUAUAUAGAGUGUAUCCGGAUCAUAGGAAAUUAUUAAAAAUGGAUAUUGACCUACUAAAAUCAACACCAGAUGAGCAAAUUGAAAUGAUGAUGAUGACUAUGCACAUGGAUAAGCCAUCAGUUUCCGAGAUCAGUUGCGGUGGUGGUGAUGGUGGUGGUGGGCCCUACAUAGAGGCUUCGAUGAUUUCAUUUCCCGGUGGAGGUGGGCCCUACAACUUACCAAACUCACCCCAUCAACAACAACAAACAAUAUCAUUCAACAAUAAUAACAAUAAUAAUAUUACAUGUUUGCCUGCUAAUUCUUACCCAUGUUACACUGAUAAUAGUAAUAAUAGUAUUGAAUCUAAUGCUACAACAAGCUCAAAACAAACAUCAAUGGCGGCAAUGAGGGAGAUGAUAUUCAGAAUUGCAGCUAUGCAACCGAUUUACAUAGACCCGGAAGCAAUAAAACCACCCAAAAGGCGUAAUGUUCGGAUAUCCAAAGACCCGCAAAGUGUAGCAGCUAGGCAUAGAAGAGAAAGAAUCAGUGAACGAAUCCGGAUCCUACAAAGACUUGUACCCGGUGGUACUAAAAUGGAUACUGCUUCAAUGUUAGAUGAAGCUAUCCAUUAUGUUAAGUUCUUGAAAACCCAGGUGCAAUCCCUUGAACGUGCUGCUAUUAACAAUAAUAGGCCGCCAAUAUCUGCUGGGUUAGGUUUUCCUGCUUAUUUUCCGGGUACCGGUACGGGUCCAGGUAUGGGUAAACCUAACCCGUAUUCUCUUGGUCAUGUUUCUUCUCAAGUUCAGCAGUUUUCAGAUGCCUAGAGUUAAUUAAUUAUAGUUAUUUUUAAUUAUUAAUUAUAGUUUACAUUGACUUUUUUUUUUUAAUAAUGUUAUCAUGUGUUUAAUGUUGUGGUGAUGCAUUAUUGGUGCGUUUUGUUGAGAUUUAAGAAUUAAUUACUUGCGGAAUUAAUUGUAUUGGAGAAAGGGUGUAAAGUGAGAGAGUUGUAAAGGAACUGUUCCAUUGGAAAUUCAAGAAAAAAAAAGGUAAAAUAAUGUAUGUUGAUCUUUAUAAAAAUUAAUUGAAAUGUAUGCAAGACAUAAUAAGUACAAUGUGUGUAAUGGUUAUAAUAUGUACAAUGUGUUUAUGCAAGGAAUAAUUAGGUUUUGUUUAUUUGAUUACAUGCAUGUUACAAUAAUAAUAAGGAGUAUGCGGUAUUUAUAUGGUUGAUGAUUACUUUUUGUUCUUA
Messenger RNA from Amaranthus tricolor (Joseph's coat), 1439 nucleotides. Its product is annotated as transcription factor HEC2-like. Lineage: Eukaryota; Viridiplantae; Streptophyta; Magnoliopsida; Caryophyllales; Amaranthaceae. Gene Ontology annotation, biological process: regulation of DNA-templated transcription. Gene Ontology annotation, molecular function: DNA-binding transcription factor activity; protein dimerization activity. The transcript has a single exon. The record is from RefSeq and is a predicted model, not a curated record. Bases 250 to 1014 code for a protein of 254 amino acids.